This is a messenger RNA of Oryzias latipes (Japanese medaka), 1921 nucleotides long. Its product is annotated as tripartite motif-containing protein 16. NCBI's taxonomy places the organism in Eukaryota, Metazoa, Chordata, Actinopteri, Beloniformes, Adrianichthyidae. The record is from RefSeq and is a predicted model, not a curated record. Gene Ontology annotation, molecular function: zinc ion binding; protein binding.
UUAAAUGGGACACACCGCGGCUCACAGCUAUCACGACGGAGAGGCGAAAUGGAGCAGAAAAGAGUGAAUCUGAACGAAGCAGCGUUUUCGUGUUCCAUCUGUCUGGAUCUGCUGGACAUCCCGGUGACCAUUCCUUGCGGACACAGCUACUGCAUGGUGUGCAUCAAAGGCUUCUGGAAAGGAAAAGAAAAUGACUCCCGCAGCUGCCCUCAGUGUCGGGAGACAUUCACAUCGGCGCCUGCUCUGGUUAAAAACACUAUGCUAGCGGCUUUGACGGAGGAGCUGCAGAAAACUGGAAUUUGCCCCCCAGCUGCUGAACAUCAUUAUGCUGGAGCAGAAGACGUGGCCUGCGACAUCUGCACCGGAAAAAAACUACACGCCGUGAAGUCCUGUCUGACCUGCCUGGCUUCUUACUGUGAGGAACAUCUUCAGCCUCAUUCUGAUGUUGCUGCGUUUAAGAAACACAAGCUGGUGGAGCCCUUCAAGAACCUGCAGGAGACCAUCUGCUCCAUUCACAACGAGGUAAUGAAGUUGUUCUGUCGCACAGAUCAGAAGUGUAUCUGUUACCUCUGCUCCGUGGAAGAACAUAAAGGCCACGACACAGUCUCAGCUGCAGCUGAAAGGACUGAGAGGCAGAGAGAGCUGGAGGAGAAUCAACUACAGAUCCAGCAAAGAAUCCAGGACAGAGAGAAGGAGGUGAAGCUGCUUCAACAGCAGGAGGAGGCCACUAAUAUGUCUGUUGAUCAAGUAGUGGAGAACAGUGAGAAGAUCUUUACCGAUAUUAUCUGCCUCAUUGACAAAAAAAAAGGUGAAGUGAAGAACAAGUUCAGAUCCCAGCAACAAACUAAAGUGGGGCAGGUUAAAGGUCUUCAGGAGGAGCUGGAGCAGGAAAUCACUGAGCUGAAGAGGAGAGACGCUGAGCUGAAGCAGCUCUCACUCACAGAGGAUCACCACCAGUUUUUGCAUAGCUACUCCUCGCUGCCACCACUAAGUGGUGAGUCCACACACUCAUCCAGCAUCAUUGUCCGACCUCCAGGAAACCUCAAGGAUGUGACAGCAGCUGUGUUAGAGCUUAGAAAGAAGCUGGAGGACAUUCUGAGAGAGGAACUGACACGCAUCUCACUAACAAUCACUCAGGUGGAUGUCUCACCAUGGGAACCAAAGAGCAGACCUGACUUCCUAACAUAUUACCGUAACCUUACACUGGAUCCAAAUACGGCGCACACACGGCUGAUGAUGUUGAAGAAGAAAAAGGUUAUAGGUGUUGCACGGACUCUGCCAUACCCAGACAAUGCAGGGAGAUUUACUUUCUGGUGGCAGGUCCUGAGCAAGGAGAGUCUGACUGGACGUUGCUAUUGGGAGGUGGAGUGGAAAGGAGACGGACUUUAUGUUGCAGUUGCUUACAACAGCAUCAGCAGGGAUGGGAAAGGAAAAGAGUGCAGUUUUGGUUGGAAUGAGAAUUCCUGGGCAGUGCACAUCUAUGGCAAAACUUGCAUUUUUUAUCACAAUUGUGAAAAGGUCUCCAUCUCAGCCCCCGUUUCCUCCAGAAUUGGAAUGUACCUGGAUCACACAGCAGGUGUUCUGUCAUUCUACAGCGUCUCUAAAGGCAUGACUCUCCUCCACAGAGUCCAGACCACAUUCACUAAGCCGCUCCAUGCUGGACUGUGGUUAAGCCACAUUGGGGAUGCUGCUGAAUUCCUAAAUAAUUGAUCGUUUGUGGAUCUAAGUUUCAUGUUUAAUACUUUCUUUUUCUUUAUACAAUGUUUUUUUAUUGAGUUGCAGAUUUUUUUUUCUUUUCUUACAAUGACAUCAAAAGCAGAUGUAAGACCUGGGAGUCCUGAAAAUGUGUAAAAGUCUGAGCAAUUCUUUGUUACUGAAACACAUGUUCAUUGUGAUGUAAAUAAAUCAACUCAUCAUGGUA